AUGAGCUAUGACAAGGUACACAUCGAAGGGCUUGCUACCAAAGCAAUCAUAGGCCUGGACUCUUGGGGCAGGAACAGUGUGCAAGAUUGCAGCAUCACAGCUGAAAUGGUAACGAAUUUUAGAAAAGCUUCAAGCACAGAUGAUUUGAAGUAUUCACUCAAUUACGCUGUGAUAUCAGACGAUAUAUCGAAAAGGGUUGGAGCUCGCAAAAACCAUAAGUCUUUGAUGGAUCUAGCGAGGGACGUUGGCGGGCAUUUGAAGAAUAAAUACACUGGGAUAGAGAGACUGAUCUUAACGGCGCAAUGCGCCACAACCCAUAUCAGAACCGAUGACGUGCGAGCAGAAGUGACAAUUCCCCCAUCAAGCGCAAAGCCUUAUAACCUAAUACACAUUGGAAAUCUCAAACUUUUGACUUUAAUCGGAGUUUUUUCAUUUGAAAGGCUCAAAAAACAGUUCGUCACUCUCGAGCUCGAUUUACCAGUAAAUCAAGAGGAGACCAGUUUUUCUAGUCAUGAUGUGAUCGAAGAGGUUAUCGCGUUUGUCGAAAAUUCUAAUUUCAAAACCGUAGAGGCGUUAGCCGAGGGCACCGUUCAAUUGAUUACUCAAAGACCUUAUUUUGAGGAGAACAACCAGCUUCCAGUAACCGUCAAAGUCAUCAAACUGAAUGCUAUCACUUCAACUAGAGGUGUUGGUGUGAGCUGCACAAGAAGACAAUGCGAAUUUGAAGGUUUCCCUGCAAUUGAAAUUCCGUCUGCUUCACAAGCCCAUAUUUCGAAGUUCGAUCUACCGGUUCCACAAGAGUUUAAGAAUCUGUCUCAGAAUCGCUACAUCGCGUAUGUCGCUUAUGGGUCUAAUGUGGGCGACAGAUUCUUUAAUAUCCUAAAAGCUAUUGAAUUGAUUAAUUCAAGUAAGCAUUCAAAAGUCACUCGUGUAUCCUCGCUUUUCCAGAGUGAGCCAAUGUACUUUACUGACCAGAAUACUUUCUUGAACGGUUGUCUCGAAUUGGAGACGUCUUUGUCACCCCAUGCGCUUUUGAAGUUUUGCAAAGAAAUCGAGUACGAUGAGUUGAAAAGAGUUAAACAAUUCGACAAUGGUCCUCGUAGCAUUGAUCUGGAUAUCAUUUUAUUCAAAAGUGGCGAAGAAGAACAUGUUUUAGUGAAUGAUGAUCAGUUAACGAUACCACACCCAAGGUUGCAUGAGAGAUCCUUUGUUAUGGAACCUUUAUGUGAACUGGUUGGCCAUGCAGAGCUUCAUCCUAUCACAGCAGAGCCAAUUUUCAAUCAUCUUAUUAAUCUUUAUGCAAAGAGCAAUGCCGAAGACGUCUUGUGGAGAUUGAUACCACUGCCCGCUAGAGGAGGUAAAGAACGCUUCCUUAAAUUUAAGUCUGUGACGGUUGUUGACGAAAUGACUGGAUUUCAUACAACCAAAAGCGUGUCUUCCGCAUAUGUCAUGGGAAUACUGAACGUCACUCCAGAUUCUUUUUCAGAUGGCGGUCUACUGCAAGGGGAAUUGGAUUCUCAACUCGAGCGUACCAAACAAAUGGUAAUGGAUGUCCUUGAUAAAUGUGAGAGUGUGAUUUUGGAUGUUGGCGGAUGUUCGACGAGACCAAAUUCUGAACAAGCAAGUGCUGCGGAGGAGUUGAAUCGUGCAAUACCUCUAGUUCAAGCAAUCAGGUCUUGCAAAGAUUUUCCUAACGAAAAAGUUUUCAUUUCGGUCGACACCUACCGGGCUGAAGUAGCCCUUAAGGCGAUCGAAGCCGGAGCAGACAUUAUCAACGACAUUUCAGGUGGGAAAUUUGACGCUGAAAUGUUUUCUCUUAUCGCAAACCACCCAACAGUCGCUUACGUCUUGUCACAUACAAGAGGUAAUAUCAGAACUAUGUCCUCGAAGACAGAUUAUGCUUCCACAGACUUGACCGAUGGGUCUCAUGAAUAUAUCUUUGCACAAGAUUCGAGUGAUGCAAGUUCAGCAUUCAUAAGGACGAUAGCUAAAGAAACUGCAGAGCAAUAUAGAAAAGCCUUGGACGACAAUGUCAAGAGAUGGCAAAUUAUAAUUGAUCCCGGCAUUGGUUUUGCGAAGAAGUCGGCACAGAAUUUGCGUUUGAUAAAGCAUGUUGAGGAUUUGAAAAACUACAGCUAUCAGUGCCCAAAGCAUUUUACGACGUUCAGAAAUUUACCCGUUUUAGUUGGGCCUUCUCGAAAGAAGUUCAUCGGCGAAAUUACUGGAGAUGAGAAACCCUCCGAUCGAGAUUUCGCGACGGGCGCUCUGAGUGCUUCGUGUGUUGGCUUUGGUGCUGAUAUUGUCAGAGUGCACGACGCCAAAAACUGUAGUAAAACCAUAAAACUCGCCAACGCUCUUUACAGGCAAGUCUGA
Molecule: messenger RNA, 2373 nt
Organism: Lachancea mirantina
Lineage: Eukaryota; Fungi; Ascomycota; Saccharomycetes; Saccharomycetales; Saccharomycetaceae
Source: the annotation of a GenBank genome assembly